CUGUGAUUAUUACGAUAGAAAAGCUCUCAUUACCUUUACCACAUCUCUUCCAUAUCCUAUUUUUCGACGUGAUUCACUAUCAGGAUAUACUCAAUGUGACGGCACGUUUCCAAACGAAGUUACCUAUUUCUCUUUUAGUCCGAACCCAAUAAUUGUUGGUCAAAAUGUUACAUACACUGUUACUGAAGUAAACACUGCAACAAUCCAAGAAGGUGCAACAUUAAAUGUUACAGGAUAUUAUCAACAAAAAGUAGCAUUUAAUGAAGUUACUGAUUUUUGUAAAGAGUGGAUUGAAGCAAGUGGUUAUAAAUGCCCUCUGGAGCCCGGAACCUAUUCACUCGUUGUUUCUGAGUAUAUUAUGCCUGGUCAAAAUGACCCAAAAAACACUACAAUUGACUUUGAUUUAAGAGUUGAAGUUGCCAAUCCUGGAGAUCCUAAUACUAUCCUGACUUGUUUGGAAGGAAAAUAUCCUAUGCAUUAUCCGUGA
Messenger RNA from Dentiscutata erythropus, 487 nucleotides. NCBI's taxonomy places the organism in Eukaryota, Fungi, Glomeromycota, Glomeromycetes, Diversisporales, Gigasporaceae. The record is from the annotation of a GenBank genome assembly.